Messenger RNA from Cladophialophora yegresii CBS 114405, 1347 nucleotides. RefSeq names its product homogentisate 1,2-dioxygenase. Gene Ontology annotation, molecular function: homogentisate 1,2-dioxygenase activity. Gene Ontology annotation, biological process: L-phenylalanine catabolic process. NCBI's taxonomy places the organism in Eukaryota, Fungi, Ascomycota, Eurotiomycetes, Chaetothyriales, Herpotrichiellaceae. Gene Ontology annotation, cellular component: cytoplasm. The transcript is spliced from 2 exons. The record is from RefSeq and is a predicted model, not a curated record. Bases 1 to 1347 code for a protein of 448 amino acids.
AUGCCAUACACGACCUUUGAGAUCCCAGAGAAAUAUACGUACCAGACUGGUUUCCUGGCCAAUGUGGAAACGGAGGCCAUCUUGGGAGCACUGCCCAUCGGCCAAAACUCACCGCAGAAAUGCCCCUACGGCCUGUAUGCAGAGAAGAUCUCCGGCACUGCAUUCACGGCGCCCCGGUGGGAAAACCAGCAGACAUGGGUGUAUCGCAUCAUCCCCUCGGCGUCUCAUGCGACGUUUGCGCCUGUGUCUACGGACCAAAGUCUGGAGACCAGGUUCAAUUACAUUCCUGACCAACUUCGAUGGGAUCCCUUUGACGUCAACGCCGACGUGGACUGGAUUCGCGGGCUGAACAUGGUUGCUGGGGCCGGAGAUCCUGCCUUGAAAAACGGCGUCGCAUAUUAUAUCUAUGGUGCCACCCGGUCGAUGGCCGACAAAACUGCUUUCUAUGAUGCGGACGGCGACAUGCUGAUCGUGCCGCAACAAGGGGCGCUCGACAUCCAGACCGAGAUGGGCCGGCUGCUUGUCCGACCGAACGAAAUCUGUGUCUUACCCCGUGGGAUCAGAUACCGCGUGGAUCUAGUGGAUGAGCAGCCGAUCAGGGGAUAUGCUCUCGAGAUCUAUAAUGGCCACUUUCAGCUUCCCGAGCUGGGACCUAUAGGAUCCAAUUGUUUGGCCAACGCCCGAGAUUUUCAAAUCCCCGUCGCCGCGUACAGCCACGACACCAAGUCGGACUGGCUGGUAUACAACAAAUUCCGGGGCCAACUCUUCCGGGCGAGCCAAACUCAUACACCAUUUGACGUGGUUGCGUGGGAAGGGAGAUACUACCCUUACAAAUACGAUCUGGGUCGAUUCAACACCAUCGGCACCAUCUCAUACGAUCACCCAGACCCGUCUUUAAACACUGUGCUCACCGCCACCUCCAAUGCACAUCCCGGCACCGCUAUUGCGGACUUUGUCAUUUUCCCGCCGCGUUGGCUCGUCGCCGAAGAUACGUUCCGGCCCCCAUCGUACCAUCGGAAUUGCAUGAGCGAGUUCAUGGGCCUGAUACACGGAUCUUAUAUCGCCAAGGAGGGUGGGAAAGGAGGCUUCCAAGCAGCCGGGGCCAGCCUCCACAAUUGCAUGAGCAGCCAUGGCCCGGACAGGGCGGCCUUCGACAAAGCCUCGAACGAGGAGCUGGUGCCUGUCAAAGUUGGGAUAGGAAGUAUGGCUUUCAUGUUCGAGAGCUGUUAUAUGGUUGGGAUCACGGACUGGGGGUUGACCAAGUGCGCCAAACGACAGCCCGAUUAUUCCGAGGAGAGCUGGGGAGGAUUGCAGGAUCAAUUCUGUCCGCCGCCUGAGCACCGCUGA